AAACAAGCCCAUCAAAAAACCACACUCAUAGUUAAGCUACAAAAAAUGGAGAAAAGCUGGGUGCUAGCUUUUCUCCUGCUCCAGCUGAUCUCCACAGAAGCUGGCUUUGGUGUUGGCGUUGGUAUUGGCAUCGGUUUUGGCAAUGCUGGUGGCGGCGGCGGCGGCGGCGGAGGAACAGGCGUUUGGAUUGGUACUGCAAGCCCAAGUGGUUCAAGUGAUCUCAAUGCUGCUUACACUGCUCUCCAGGCAUGGAAAUCUGCAAUUGUUGAUGACCCAUUCGGGAUUCUGCAGACAUGGGUUGGCUCAGAUGUUUGUUCUUACAAAGGAGUAUUUUGUUCAGCAACACCUACCCAAUUUGUCUCAGGAAUAGAUCUCAAUCAUGCAAAUCUUCAAGGUACUCUUGUCAAUGAACUCUCUGUACUCACAGACAUGACUUUGCUUCACCUCAAUAGCAAUAGAUUUUCAGGCACAAUUCCUGAAACUUUCAAAGAUCUCACAUCUCUCCAGGAAUUAGACAUCAGUAAUAACAAUUUCUCUGGUUUUUUUCCUACUGUCACUCUCUACAUGCCAAACCUUGUUUAUCUAGACCUUAGAUUCAAUAGCUUCUCUGGAAAUCUCCCUGAAGAUCUCUUCACCAAGGGACUUGAUGCAAUCUUUGUCAACAAUAACCAAUUUACUGGUGAGCUUCCACAAAAUUUGCCUAGUUCCCCUGCCUCUGUCAUCAAUUUAGCCAAUAACAGGUUCACUGGAAGUAUCCCAGCUGGUCUUGCCUUCACCAAUUCCAGAUUAAAGGAGAUUCUGUUGCUCAAUAACCAGUUAACAGGUUGCAUUCCACAGGGAAUUGGGCUGUUUUCUGAUUUGCAAGUUUUUGAUGUAAGUUAUAACUCAUUGAUGGGUCAUUUGCCAGAUUCUAUAUCUUGUUUAAAUGGGAUUGAGGUUCUUAAUUUGGCUCACAAUGAGCUUUCUGGAGAACUGCCGGACUUAGUUUGUUCUCUUAAAAGCCUGAUGAAUCUGACGGUGGCUUUCAAUUUCUUUUCUGGGUUUAGCCAGCAAUGUGCCAAAUUGUUUUUCAGAAAUGUGGGGUUUGAUUUUGCAUCAAAUUGCAUUCCUGGAAGAGACCUGCAGAGACCUCAGCCAGACUGCUCCUCCAUUCCUGGAGGAGGACUGAGCUGUCUGAGAGUUCCUUCUGUACAGCCUCUUGUUUGUGGGUCAUUACUUGGUAACUCAGCUCAUCAAACUCCAUGAACGCCCCAGAGAGAGAGAGAGAGAGAGAGUUACUUUCAGCUGUAUUGUAUAACAGAAUGGUCAUGGCUGUCUUUAAUUAAUAUAGAAUUUACGAUUUUGUAGCUUCUUAA
Messenger RNA from Mangifera indica (mango), 1355 nucleotides. Its product is annotated as leucine-rich repeat extensin-like protein 4. The coding region runs from base 46 to 1245 and encodes 399 amino acids. NCBI's taxonomy places the organism in Eukaryota, Viridiplantae, Streptophyta, Magnoliopsida, Sapindales, Anacardiaceae. The record is from RefSeq and is a predicted model, not a curated record. The transcript has a single exon. Gene Ontology annotation, molecular function: protein binding.